AUGGAAGAAGGGUCUACAUUCGAAAUCAAGCAUCACAUGUUGAGUAUCCUACCUACAUUUCAUGGGUUAUCAACUGAUGAUCCUAACAUGCACAUUGCAGAAUUUUUAAUGGGAUGCAAGAAUAUUUUGGUGAAAGGAUUCUCAGCUGAAUCUAUUAAGCUUCGUCUAUUUCCUUACACAUUGAAAGAUCAAGCAAGGAGAUGGCUCCUCACACUUCCAUCUGGAAGCAUUAGCACUUGGAACCAACUCAGUUCAAAAUUAUUAAACAAGUAUUAUCCAGCUUCAAAGACUCUCGACAUGAGAACUCAAAUUUUAUCUUUUUCCCAAAAACCAAAUGAAGAGUUUCAUGAGGCGUGGGAACGGUUUAAUAUGACAACAAAAACUCUUGUCAACGCUUCAAGCGGAGGAUCAUACAAGGAUAAAAAUGCACAAGAGGCUUGUUUAUUAUUUGAAAAAAUGGCAGCAGAUACACAGCAAUGGGCAGUUGAGCAGCCACAAUCAAGGUCUGUUUUUGAGAUAUCUAAUGGUUCUCCAUAUAUGUCGGCACAAAUUGAAAAAAUGGAGAAAAAGCUUGAAAGAUUUGAUGCAAAAUUUGACAUGUUAUUACAAAGAAUUCCAGGUUCACAGGUUGCUGUACAGCAACCUUUACCAGCUGCCUGUAGCAUUUGCAAUGUGACAACCCAUGAUUUUUUGAGCUGUUCGCAUAAAGAUGCUUAUCCGGAAUUUGCAGCGGAACAAGUUAAUGCAUUUAAUAAUUUUCAGCGUCCACGAUAUGACCCGUAUUCAAAUGUUUACAACCCGGGUUGGAGAGAUCAUCCUAAUUUUAAGUGGGACAGAGAUCAGCCUGCAAGGCCACAAUUUCAACAACAGGUACAGCAAACUGCUGCGCCUAAGGCUGCUUGGGAGGUUGCAAUUGAAAAAUUAGCAAAUGCCACCAGUCAAGAAUUCCAAAAUCUGCAGGCAACAGUGAAAAACAUAGAAAAACAAAUGGGGCAGAUUGCAUUCCAAGUUUCAGAAAGAGCACCAGGUACAUUUCCUAGCCAAACGGAACAUAAUCCAAGGGGAGGCGCAGAUUGUAAGGCAGUUCGAGUUCUACGUUCGGGUAAAAGUUAUGACAAUAGAGGUGAAAUUUGUGUUGGAAAUUCGCAGGCAGCAUCACAGCCACAAACAGAUUCAGGAAAUUUUGCAGAAUCUGAUAUUGUUACAGAUUCUACAGAGUCUAUGGGCAGAUCUGAAAACAGUGCAAAAAUUGCUGCAGAAACUGCAGAACGUGUUUAUGUGCCUCCAAUGCCUUAUCCCGAAAGGUUGAAGCCCAAAGUUAAAGAUCAACAGUUGACAAAUUUUAUGAAGACGUUGGCCAAAGUUCAGAUCAAUCUCCCAUUGAUUGAUGCAAUUAAGAACAUUCCAUCUUAUGCCAAGUUUUUAAAGGAUGUUUGCACAAAGAAAAAGAAGCUCGUGGAUUUUGAAAAAGUUAUUCUUACAGAACAGUGCAGCGCAGUUUUAUUACAUAAACUGCCUCCAAAGAAACAAGACCCAGGGAGUUUUACAAUUUCAUGCACAAUUGGAAAUUCUAAUUUUAAACGUGCUUUAAUUGAUUUGGGUGCAAGUAUUAAUUUAAUGCCUUUUUCUGUUUUUCAGAGACUAGGACACGGAGAAAUCAAGCCUACAUCAGUUAUUCUACAACUGGUGGACCGUUCAGUUGCUUACCCUAGGGGAAUUAUUGAAGACCUCAUUAUUAAAGUGGAUAAUCUCUAUCUUCCUGCAGAUUUUGUGGUCUUGGAUAUGGAUGAAGACAUGCAAACACCGAUUAUUUUGGGAAGACCGUUUAUGGCAACAUCUAGGACUUUAAUUGAUGUGGAAGCUGGAACAUUAACUUUACGAGUUCAAGACCAAUCUGUGGUUUUUAAUUUGUUUGAAGGAGCAAAAUGUCCUGCUGAACAGCAGGAAUGUAUGCACAUUGAUGUGGUAGACAAUAUGGUUCAAGCCAGCUUUCAAGCAAGUUCAAAUACAGAUAAGUUGCUCAGCAAGGGAAAAGCGAAAAAUCGGAAAUUGCAAUUAAAUGAGCUAGAGGAAAUUCAUCAAGGUGCUUAUGAUAGUUCUCGCAUCUACAAGGAAAGAACUAAGGCAUUUCAUGACAGUAAAAUUUUGCGGAAGGAAUUUCGGCCAGGGAAAAAGGUUAUGUUAUUCAGUUCAAGGCACAAGUUAUUUCCAGGGAAAUUAAAAUCUCGCUGGAUUGGACCUUACCUGGUGACUCAAGUUUUUCCUCAUGGAGCAGUUCAAAUCACUAAUGAAGCUUAA
This is a messenger RNA of Prunus armeniaca (apricot), 2298 nucleotides long. Lineage: Eukaryota; Viridiplantae; Streptophyta; Magnoliopsida; Rosales; Rosaceae. The record is from the annotation of a GenBank genome assembly.